Messenger RNA from Galendromus occidentalis (western predatory mite), 657 nucleotides. RefSeq lists its product as uncharacterized. The coding region runs from base 1 to 657 and encodes 218 amino acids. NCBI's taxonomy places the organism in Eukaryota, Metazoa, Arthropoda, Arachnida, Mesostigmata, Phytoseiidae. The record is from RefSeq and is a predicted model, not a curated record. The transcript has a single exon.
AUGGGAAUAGAGAGCCCCACUGAGACCUCGGAAAGCACGGCGAAGGAGGAUUUGCGUGAAUUUUUCGAAAAUAAUAUCCAGAGAUUGGAGAACGGACGGUAUAUGGUUAGCCUGCCAUUCAAAGAUAAUAUCCGGUUUCUCGGCGAUAACGAAAACAUAGCGCGGGGGAGCCUCAAAAGAUUCCUCUUCAAGAAUCGGAAUAAGAGCGAACUCAUAGCGGCUGUCGAUCGGGAAAUGGAGAAUUACCUCAAGUGCGGUUACGCGGAGCCAGCCGCACCGAAAAAACCGGACGAGCUGGUACACUACCUGCCCAUCCUGCCGGUGGUCAAGCAGAGCUCAGCUCAGAGCACGCCGAAGGUGCGGGUAAUAAAAGACGCAGGCGCGCGGCGCGAGGACGAGGCAGCGUUGAACGAUGUUCUGCACGGCGGAGCGAAUCUAUUGCCGGACGUGAUCAAAGUUCUGUUGAGAUUCCGCCAAGACGAAAUCGCCGUCACUUGUGACAUAGAGAAAGCAUUCUUGCAAUACCGGAUCCAUCCAGAUCAUAGAACGUUCCUCAGAUAUUUCUGGCCCCAGGGCAUAAGCAAGAACCCGCAGGCUCCUAUUAGCAGUUUCGCUCUCGUCAGCGAUCGAGACCCUCGAGUCCAGCAGGCCUUCUAA